Ectocarpus siliculosus is the source of this 2014-nucleotide messenger RNA. The record is from the annotation of a GenBank genome assembly. Lineage: Eukaryota; Phaeophyceae; Ectocarpales; Ectocarpaceae.
GUGUGUUGUGGGCGGUUGUGUCGCAACUCGUUUUCAUUGGCCGGUAAGGAUCUAGAGGGAGCUGGCUUCCCAUAAAGUGCUGGUUAUUGCCCGAACGACGCGUGGAGAAACCUAGCCGGGGAAGCACCCGUGUGGUAUCAACGUAUCAACCUCGCGGGACAUAUCUGAUAUGCACCGGCAUACGAUGGGUGUGUCAACAGUACCUACCGCAGCACCGGCAUCACCACCACCACCGCCGCCGCCAGCAGCAGCAGCACCAGCCACUUCUAGAGAUCGAGGCGCUCUUCUGGCCGCUCUCUCCGACGCACUUGCAGGAGCUCUGGGCAGCGUCGUGGCGGUUGCCGUCUUCUACCCUAUCGACAUCGCCAAAACAAGAGCGCAGGCAUCGUCGCCCGUCACCACGCGCAGUCGUCAUGAUCAUGAUGAGAGUAGCGGUGGACACGGUAGCAGUACGGAGGAAAGUUCCACCGCUCCAGAGGGCGGAAGAGUCGGCAGCAGUAACACCGCGCUAGCGGGUGACGGUCGGCGGCGGGUGUGGUUCCGGAGCCGAACCCUGGCCGCGCUGUUGUCCAUCGUCAGGACGGAGGGGGGCUUGACGAGGCUGUACGAGGGCAUCGAGGCGAAGGUGCUACAGGCGCUGUUGGGAAGCUUCGUCUACUUUUACGCGUACGCUUUCAUCAAGGGGCUCAUGCGACGGCGGGCAGCGGGAGGCGGCAGCGGCGGAGGCGCCUCCAAGCCGCUCCGGCCUUCUCUCAACCUACUCGCCGCAGCGAUGGCCGGUGCCGUGAACCAGGCCUUCACGCUCCCGCUCGAAAACAUCACGACUAGGAUGCAAACAGCACCGCAGCGCACCCCGUCGGUGGAAAACAACGAUGGAGAGGGAGCAGGGGAGAGGGGGGGUCAUGGUGCGAUGGAAGGGUCCUCGCCUCUGGACGGUCGCAGGUGUGGCGUAGGCAACGAUACGAACGGCACAUGGAGAGAUCCAGUCCCAGCAACGACAGCGAAAGUGACGCAGGCAGGAGGCGACAACCAAGCUCCUAUCAAGCGGGGGCAGCGGCGUCCGCGGCAGUCCGUUGCCGCCGUUACAGGCGAGCUUUACAGGGAGGGCGGGGGGCUAGGCCGCUUCUGGCGCGGGUUCGCCCCGUCUCUUAUCCUCACGUGCAACCCGGCGAUAAACUACACGGCGUUCGACAUCCUGAAGGCGUUGUGGCUCCGAAGAAGAGACGCAGCGGCCGUUGCUGCCGGCGUUGGAAGCAGCACAACAGCGGGGGCUUCUGCAGCCGGUACCUCGGGGGGGGGCACGGAAGGGUUUCUGAACCCUCUGGAGGCGUUUUUAGUGGCGGCGGCGGCGAAGUCGCUCGCCACCCUCGUCACGUACCCUCUCAUCCGCGCCAAGGUUGUGCUGAUGACCGCGCCGUCGUCGCCCUCCGCACCCAUCGUUGAUCGUGGACGUGGAAACUGUUCGUCUCCCGCGGUGCCUCCAGCGGCGUCGGCAAGCCAACUCAUAACGCCGAAGGGACACGUUUUCGGAAGCUGUGGUUCCGGUAAGAUAGGCGAACCUACCGGCGAGGGAAGAGAUGGAGGAGACGAGAGAUUAUCGAACAACGGUGAAGAACGCGCGGCCACCGCCGCCGCCGCCGCCGCCGACGCCGACGCCACUGGGAUGUCCGACAGAGGAGGGUCAGGGCAUCCGAUCGAUGCGAGUCUCGGAUCUGCCGCUGCAGAAUCCACCGUCGCUGCUUCUUCCGCCUCUGCCGUGGGCAGAGGGGAAGGGACAACUGGCGGCGAGAUGCACAGCAUGGCCACCGUGUUGGUGGACAUUUUCCGACGGGAGGGUAUCGGGGGCUUGUACGCGGGCUGCGGUGCUCAGCUUCUGCACACCAUCCUCAAGAGCGCGUUGCUCCUGGCGACGAAGGAACAAAUAGCAAGGGCGGCAGCGUCCGCGUUAUUUUUGGGUGGCAGCAGUAGAGGCCGGGCCGCUGGUUUCGCGAAGCCACCUGCAGCUUCCCGCUGA